UUUUUUGCUCUUUGAUUCGCAGCUCCUGCCACCCCCCCCCCCCCCAAAAGACGUCUCGAGUCUAGGCUCCCAGUCGCCUCCAUUGCACUUGCGCCUAGGCUGAAGCCCGGUUGCCCUGCUUCCACUGCCUGCCCUGCCCCGCCAUCAGGCCCCCCGUUGGUGGAUGCAACCAGUACAACAACCACUGGCAAAGCCACUGAAGGACGACCCCCGGCAUUCCGCCCCAGCGCCCGUCGUUUGAGCCUUUGAGGCCCGGCACUGCUGCCCUGCUGCUGUGGCCAGCGCACCCGCAACAACGCCCGAAUAAGCGAUCUAGCCAAGCACACUCCAGCUCUACCUUAUGCCUUGGUCAUCCCGUGCCGCGCCAUGACCGCCUCUCGCCGACGUCCAGCGCUGCACAAACAGCAGAGUGCCCUCGGCAGCAACAUCAAGGAUCGUGGUGAAAAGGCCACAAAUACCAUGUCGGCCCCGUCGCCCCGUGUCAUUAAUGCCGCCCCGUCGCUCGAGAAGGCCGAAAUGUACGGCAUUGACGAUGACCGGCCCGUCUUCAGUCGCGCCAUGGCCCUCGCCGGGCGCAUGUUCAUCGAGACCAUUCCGCAGUGGUUGGCCGUGGGCGCGAUGCUCUCCCUCAUAUUCGGCGGCUGCUGCUCCAACGUUUUUGCCCUCGAAUCAAUCAUCAAGGUCGAGCCCGCGAGCGGAACGCUCUUGACCUUCGUCCAGUUCCUUUUCGUGGCCUUGAUUGGACUGCCGUCGCAGUUUGACCGGACGCGCCCGCCCUACUACCUGAAGCCGAACCGAGUACCAAUCCGCCGGUGGCUGGUCAACAUCGUCCUGUUCUUUAGCAUCAACGUGCUCAAUAACCAUGCAUUCAGCUACGAUAUAUCCGUGCCCGUGCACAUCAUCCUGCGAUCGGGGGGCAGCAUCACGACGAUGAUUGCCGGGAGCCUGUACGGGAAGAGAUACUCUCGGAUCCAGAUUACCGCAGUCGUUCUGCUCACAGUUGGCGUCAUCACGGCGGCCUGGUCCGACUCGAUGAACAAGGGAUCAUCCGGCGAGGCGCCUCGCGGUAACCCGAGCUUCAAGACUGGCCUGGCCAUUCUGUUUGUUGCGCAAGUUCUUUCGGCCAUCAUGGGCCUCUACACAGAGGAGACGUACCGGAUCUACGGGCCGCAGUGGAAGGAGAAUCUCUUCUACUCGCAUCUUCUGUCGCUGCCUCUAUUCCUGCCGUUCCUGCCGUCGCUGUCGAGGCAGUUCAUGAAGCUCGCCAACAGUGCGCCGCUAGCGCUUCCGCUCCCGGCCUUCGACGACUAUCCGAACCUGUCACCGACGGUGCAAAAGGGCCUGGAGGGGGUACAGAUCCCGAGCCAGCUGUUCUAUCUUGUGCUCAACGUCUUGACACAGUAUGCAUGCAUCCGGGGUGUCAACCUCUUGGCCGCGGCUUCCUCGGCCUUGACAGUGACCAUUGUCCUUAACAUCCGCAAGCUAGUCAGCUUGCUUUUGAGCAUAUGGAUUUUUGGAAACCGCCUUGCGUUUGGGACGCUCAUUGGGGCUGUAAUUGUAUUUUUCGCCGGAGGGCUGUACUCCCUGGACGGGAAACGAAAGCCUCAGGGGAGAAACAGAAAUUCGGCAAAGUCUUGACAGGGGACUUUGGCUGCAUUUCUCUGUACAUAUUGUUAUUGCAUAUAGAAAACAAGCGGGCGGACGGCAAGCUCUGCAUUUUUAUUCUCUGAUCUGGCCCGAACGAAUCGACCCGACCCUUCCGGUGCCUCUGGGCAUUUUGGGAGGGGUAGCAUCGCAUUUCGUCCG
Molecule: messenger RNA, 1806 nt
Organism: Lasiosphaeria miniovina
Lineage: Eukaryota; Fungi; Ascomycota; Sordariomycetes; Sordariales; Lasiosphaeriaceae
Product: UAA transporter family-domain-containing protein
Exons: 3
Coding region: 367-1638 (423 amino acids)
Biological process (GO): transmembrane transport
Cellular component (GO): endoplasmic reticulum membrane; Golgi membrane
Molecular function (GO): UDP-N-acetylglucosamine transmembrane transporter activity
Source: RefSeq, a predicted model, not a curated record